This is a messenger RNA of Cynara cardunculus var. scolymus (artichoke), 1005 nucleotides long. Its product is annotated as calmodulin-binding protein 25-like. The record is from RefSeq and is a predicted model, not a curated record. The transcript has a single exon. NCBI's taxonomy places the organism in Eukaryota, Viridiplantae, Streptophyta, Magnoliopsida, Asterales, Asteraceae. Gene Ontology annotation, molecular function: calmodulin binding. Gene Ontology annotation, biological process: response to osmotic stress. The coding region runs from base 83 to 772 and encodes 229 amino acids. Gene Ontology annotation, cellular component: nucleus.
CCCUCCCUACCUCUCUACAGUCAUACCCUAAAUGCAUUGAAGAAAUUCAGAAAAACCAACCAAACAAUUUGAAAAAACAAUAAUGGCUUCAUCGGAUAAUUUGGCGACGAUUGAACCAUGGAUGCUCAGAUCCACAAUCGGCGGCGAUUCAUGGUACUCAGAUGCUUUCUCAAAAGAAACCGAAACCGCUCUAACCAAAGCCCUGCAACAAUCUUUUUUUAAUCGGAACCAACAUCCCGAUAUCGUCUCCGCUGCUAACCACCCGAUUUCCUCCUCUUUUAUGGUGAAGCAAAGUGAUUAUUGCAGUACUACUGCGUCGGCGUCGACGAUAACCGCCAGUGGUUCCGGUUCGGAGCCCGAAACCCCCGGAUCCAAAAGGCGGGGACCAAACCUGUGUGUGUCUGUUGGGAAAACGGCCAAGCGUAAGUCACGUGCGUCGAAACGGUCGAUGACCACGUUCAUCCAGGCGGACCCAAGUAAUUUUAGGCAGAUGGUUCAGCAGGUGACCGGGGUGAAGUUAGAAGGUAAUGGACAUAUGCCGGUUUCCACGGUGGUGAAACCGGAAGCCCUCCGACAACCCUUUAUCAACAAGUUACAAGGACUGUUGCCGACGUUGGACACGUCACGUUAUUUGCUUGAUCACCAUCACAACAAUAAUACCCAACGGAUAGCUGUUUCCGGCACCGGAUUCUCUCGACCUCCGGCGAUGGCCGACGGUGGAAUCGAUUUUGACUCUUUCUCUAGCUUUCCUACACUUGAAUCAUGGAACUAAUUGUAACAAGGGUGUUGCUUCUGUUCUGUGGGUGCUGUUUCUUUGAUUUGUUAGUAGCUGGUAGGGAAUCGUUUUGUCAGAGCUGUAAUUGUUAAAUCCAGAUCAAUCAUGCUAUAAAGACUUGUACCUUAUUCAGACUGUGAAUUGGGUUUUUUUGGAUCUUGGAAAUUUUGCUGACAUUUUGUCAGAUAUUGCACCAAAGUUUGAAAAGGAAGUGACGAUCAGGAUUCAGC